Molecule: messenger RNA, 1425 nt
Organism: Fusarium sp. VM40
Lineage: Eukaryota; Fungi; Ascomycota; Sordariomycetes; Hypocreales; Nectriaceae
Source: the annotation of a GenBank genome assembly
AUGGGGGGCCGCGCUGUUUCGCCCGGAGGGGCGCUGUUGAGAUCUUCUCGACUGUUCUCCCUCCCUAAGCCAUUGCCUGAGCCUCAGUCAACGAACCUGCACAUUGGCGAUCAUAAGUCUCCCACCAUGACACGACAAUACCCGCAGUACCAGUCUAUAACAUCACCGCUAUCGUCCCGAGAAAAGGGUGACUGGGGAUUCAAGCGACCAUUCCCUCUCAAGUCUACCCUGACAACGUCAACACCCUUGAUCCGAGUCAAGCAGGUCGAUUCCAUCGAGAGCGUUACCGACUUUGCAUCUGCUGCCGACCACACUCUUUCUCUCGAGAAAUUCCAGGAGAUGCGGAUUCCCCUCUCAAUUCCCAAAGGCAACGACAGAAGUGGUACAUCUAUGAGGAACGAUUCAUGGCGCAAAUCAGUCUUUGAGGAGGAUCUGGAUUUCACCGAAUAUCGUAAAGGCCGAAUUGACGACAAGCGAUGGAAGUUCCAGGGCCCUUGGCUGGCUAGGAUGACCGAGGGUGAUUUUAUCGCCUACCUCGACAAGAACGUUCGACCCAAGCGUUCCCAAUUCAGACAGUUGCUCAAGGAGAGACUUGUUGAAUCUAUAAACUCCCAACGAGCCAAGAAUGCCAUGGAGCAGGGUAACUCGACAGCUCCUAAAAUCAACAUCUCAGAGAUUACUGAGGACCAGUUCACAGACUACGUCCGCUCUUUACGAAGCGACCGUGCCACCCUUUACGGCCUGGUUUCUAAGUUCCUUGAUCUUGCUCCCCUUGGCCAGCCUGUAGGCAUUAUUCAGACUUUUCUUUCCGCCGGAGAGAAUGCGGCUGCCGAGAGCCCUUAUGGUAAAUCUGGACCUCCUCCUAGCCAUCCCUCUGCUGGUAUCAGCUAUCUGAGGACAAACUCUUACAUGGAGAACCACCCCGUCUAUGGGCCUCAGAAACAACGCACACCCACUCUCGCCCGAGUCGUAUAUCCCAGAGUUGGCCCCUCAUCUGCCAAACUUGGUGUUGGUGGUUUCGUAGCCGAUUCUCCUCCAGGAGACAACGAGUUCAACACCAGGAAUGCUCGUCUCAAGGUUUCAGUGAACAAGAAGAUGCUCACUGGUAUUACGCAGCUUGACACUACGACCUUUGGUGGUGCCAAGGCAUAUGUCAACCCUGAGACCGCAACCGUUGAUCCUAGUGGAAAGGUCAUUCUCCAGCUCCGAGAAGCCGGUACUGAGGCCCAACUUGUUGCAAGAGAGGCCCAAGGACGCACGAAGGUGUACAAUGCAUCAAAGCAAGCUUCUAAACAAGCCGAGGCUCCAGCUGAUCCUUGGCGAGCCGACCGAGUUGCCGAUGAGCUUCUCGGUGCGGCGAACGCCACUGCUCAGAGGGGUUCUGUGAGCAGCUCCAAGAACUAUGGUCUUGAUAGCAAGCAAUAA